Molecule: messenger RNA, 1961 nt
Organism: Musa acuminata subsp. malaccensis (wild Malaysian banana)
Lineage: Eukaryota; Viridiplantae; Streptophyta; Magnoliopsida; Zingiberales; Musaceae
Biological process (GO): actin filament polymerization
Cellular component (GO): actin filament
Source: RefSeq, a predicted model, not a curated record
UAUCUUUUUGUCCUUCCUCGCUCCCAAAUGGUAAGGGAAAGAGAAGCUUCUGCUGCUGUUGCUGGAAUUCGGGUAUGGGUUGUUCUUGUUCUGCUCUUCUCCGUGUUGGUGCUCCUAUUCCUCCCUCCUCGCUCCCUCUCUUCCUCGUUCCGUGGCUCCCGGAUCAUUGUGGUAAGGAACGGAUGGGAUACCCUCAACCUACUUCUCGUCCUCUUCGCCAUUCUCUGCGGCCUCCUCGGCCGCCGCUCUGGCGGCGACGACGACGCUGAGAAGUCUCUUCAGGAGGCCGCCCCCACGGUGGGUAUUCGUGUGAUGCGGAGCAGCAGCUCCUACGGCGAUCUGAGGGCGGAAGUAGCGACAUUUGGCGCCGCCUCCAAUGAUGGGUGGCGUUGCUACGAUGAUGCCCAUCUUUGUCGCCGGAGGUCAGAGUCGGAGGGGUGCGAGAGGCAGAGGUUUGGGUAUCUGGACCCGAAGACGAUUCCGGUGGUCACGUUCGUUCUUCGACAGAGCUCCUCUACAAGAUCUAGAUCUCCGCCGAGUCCGCCGUCGCCACCACCGCGGCGGCGUCCGGGGAAGAGAGCGGUAGAUGGGCUUCCAGGAAGGGAGGCGGACAAGGCUGAGAUCUUUCGAUCAGAAAAGCCCCAUCCACAGUCACCGCCUCCGUCGCAGCGCCAGCCUGGGAGGAGGAACGACGUCGAUAAGUUACAAGAGGACAAGGAAGUGGACAAAGAUGAGAUCUUUAGUUCGGAGAAUCUUCAUCCACGGUCGUUACCGCCGCCGCCACCGAUGCCGCCCCAGCCGAGCAGGAGGAAGACCAUGGAGAAGUUUCCGGCCGGGGAAAUGAGACAGAUUGCAGAGUUCGCGAUGAAGUCUCACCUGUCGUUACCAGCGUCGGAAACCUCGCAGCGUCGGAGAGGGAGCGUCGGGAAUAUUCCAAAAUGGGAGGUGGACCAAGAUCCUGACUUCCCACUCGAGAAGCCUCAGACACCACCGCCAGCGCCACCCCCACCACCUCAGCCGGUACGGUCGCUGCCGCCGGAGGAGAUAAUUAGUCAUAAUAAGUGGAGCACUGCUGGGGCGAAGGACAUCGAGACAACUGUCGCUUUGUCCUAUCAGAAGAAGAAGAGAGGGAGCAAGACGAAGAGGUCUCCCAAUGAUACAACCCUGCAAUACGAAGUCGUGGCUUCUUCCGCUCCUCCGCCGCCACCUCCACCCCCUCCGCUGCCUUCUGCGUUCUUCAACCAGCUUUUCUCCCGCAAGAAACUGGGAGGCAAGAACGGGAGGAUCCACUCAGUCCCAGCAACUUCUCCACCACCGCCACCGCCUCCACUACCACCCGCGCUAACACAACACCAUAGGAAGCAAGUUUUACACCCUCCCCCUCCCCCACCGCCACCGCCACCGCCUCCCCUGCCUUCAUCUUCGAGACGACCAGAAAAGUCCAGCCUUUCAAAGUACCCGUCCCCGCCUUCCUCUCCCCUUAGGGGAGAGACGGUGAGGUUUCGGCAAAGAGAAUCAAGGGACGGGGUGUCGGUGUUCUGCCCGAGCCCCGACGUGAACAACAAGGCGGACCUCUUCAUCGCUCAGUUCCAUGCAAAUUGGAAGCUCGAGAAGCAGAACUCCAUACGUGAGAAGGAGCGGCGGAGGCGACGAAACCAACACGAAGCUGAAUUGAAGAUGGCCAGAAAGGCGUCCCAAUGAAGCUCCGACGCGCACUCAUUCUGCACCUUCUCCGGCGCCUCCGUAACGCCGCAAUCAAUCCAUUUCACCUUCGUUCUUCUCCCCAACACAUUCGUCUCGACUUCAUGGUAAUAAAAGAUGAACACUGCCAUCAUAGAGCGCAAAUUUGGGCUUUAGAUCAUGUUUCUUGUUCUCUAUUAUUCUUAUGCUGUUACAUGGUUCGGAUUCAUAAUCCUUUAUGUGCUAAACUUGAUAAGGUAAGGAUUGAGACCUGUGUAAAA